AAGAGAGCGUCGGAUUGUUUUUCGCUGCGACUGAGAGCAGAAGGGAUUGAAUGUGGGACUUUAUUGUGUCCUCCACCGUGGAACUCAUAGCAACCCUUCUUCUAGCAGGGUCUCUAUCUCUACUGCAGCCCCCCCGCCCGACUCCAUGAAGACGUGAUGUCUCUGGGCCCCGUUUAAUCUCUUAAACCUCAGUUUAAAUGCACAGGUUCCCCGAAGGCCCAUUUUUACCGUGAAGAGCAAUACAAGCCAUGGUGAAGCUGGCUGCCAAAUGCAUCGUGGCGGGUGAUUCAGCUGUGGGGAAGACUGCUUUGGUCCAGAUGUUCUGCAAUGAUGGGGCUCAUUUUCAGAAAAACUAUACCCUGACAAUAGGAGUGGAGCUACUGAUGAAGACAGUACCUAUUCCAGGGACAAAUAAUAGUGUGGAACUCUUCCUCUUUGAUUCAGCAGGCAAAGAACUCUUUUCUGAAAUACUAGACAAAUUGUGGGAACAGCCCAAUGCCCUGUGCAUUGUGUAUGAUGUCACCAAUGAGCAAUCUUUCAAUAACUCUGCUAAGUGGCUAGAAAGGCUGAGAAUCCAAACAUCAGGAAUUCAUAUUCCAGGUGUCCUGGUGGGCAAUAAGAUUGAUUUAUUUGAUAGGAGAGUUGUAGAGCGCAAACAGGCACAACAGUGGGCAGAAACAAAUGGCCUGGAAUACUGUGAGAUAUCAGUAAAAGAGAUGGAAAAUUUUGAAGCUCCUUUUCACAUUGUGGCAAAUUCUUUCCACCGACUGUACAAAGAGAAAGUAGAAAUCUUUCAUUCGCUGGUGUGAGGUGUCCUUAAAUGCAGUACGCUGGAUUCAAACAAAACACACACACACACAAACA
Messenger RNA from Candoia aspera, 864 nucleotides. RefSeq names its product intraflagellar transport 27 (gene IFT27). The record is from RefSeq and is a predicted model, not a curated record. Gene Ontology annotation, biological process: vesicle-mediated transport; intraciliary transport. Gene Ontology annotation, molecular function: GTP binding; GTPase activity. Bases 249 to 809 code for a protein of 186 amino acids. Gene Ontology annotation, cellular component: sperm flagellum; intraciliary transport particle B. The transcript has 7 exons. Lineage: Eukaryota; Metazoa; Chordata; Lepidosauria; Squamata; Candoiidae.